Neoarius graeffei (lesser salmon catfish) is the source of this 1163-nucleotide messenger RNA. RefSeq lists its product as uncharacterized. The coding region runs from base 1 to 1107 and encodes 368 amino acids. The record is from RefSeq and is a predicted model, not a curated record. Lineage: Eukaryota; Metazoa; Chordata; Actinopteri; Siluriformes; Ariidae. The transcript has 9 exons. Gene Ontology annotation, cellular component: cytoplasm; nucleus. Gene Ontology annotation, biological process: protein phosphorylation; actin cytoskeleton organization. Gene Ontology annotation, molecular function: ATP binding; protein serine/threonine kinase activity.
AUGUCCUCUAUCACCAAUACCCUACAAAGACUCCUUACAGAUGGAAAACCUUCAUGCUUCAGUUGUGAGCCAACCUGCACCAGCUCCAACCAGUCAACUGGCUGCUCUGACACCCCUCCGAGCCUCAACUCCCUGCUCCACAGCCGUGAGAUCACAGGGAUAUCGGAUGUGAGCAUGUCCCCCGAGCCUAACAGCCCCACCCUCCUCAGUGAGUGUGCAGAUACAUACUGCCAGGCUGAGCGCUGGAGGCUCCUCCGUACCCGUGUCUGCAAACUGCACUUCUGGGAAGAUUUCAGUACCGAGCUCAUAGGGAGUGGCUUCUUCUCUAAAGUCUACAAGGUGAUGCACAACACCACGAUGAAGGUGAUGGUGGUGAAGGUUUAUAAGAACGACAUGGAUCAGGACAGCAUCAUGAGGGAGAUCAGCCUCCUGCAGAAACUCUCACACCCCAAUGUGGUAAAGUACCUGGGGAUUUGUGUCCGAGAGGAUAAACUGUACCCGAUCCUCGAGUAUGUAAGCGGAGGUUGUCUGGAGGAGCUCUUGGCAAGGAGUGACAUCAUGCUGUGUUGGAGGGAGAAAGUGGAACUGGCCUGUGACAUUUGCAGAGGAAUGACUUACCUACACUCCAGGAACAUCUACCAUAGGGACCUGAACUCUAAGAACUGCCUGAUCCGAGUGACCGCACACAGCAGAGAGGCAGUGGUGACAGAUUUCGGCCUUGCUCGAGAGGUGGUGGAGCUUCCUGUUAAUGGUCCUGACAGAAAGCUGUCUUUGGUGGGUUCUGCAUUCUGGAUGGCCCCCGAGAUGCUGAGAGGGGAACCAUACGACCGCAAGGUGGAUGUUUUCUCCUUUGGGAUUAUGCUGUGUGAGAUUCUAGCUAGAAUUCCUGCUGACCCUGAAGUUCUGCCGAGAACACAGGACUAUGGUCUGGAUGUGGAAGCGUUCAGUGAGCUGGUACAGGGAUGUCCACAGAUAGUUCUGGAGCUCUCAAGCAACUGCUGUCAGAUGGAUGCAUAUCAGCGGCCAUACUUCUCUGACCUACUGGAAAAGCUAGAGGACGUUGCAGAGAGUCUGGAGCCUCCAGGCUGUCCUUUGACCUCAGGAUGAACUCUGACCCCAGGCUUACAGACAUUACAGACCUACAGUGAUGGACAGGAUCAGAC